This is a messenger RNA of Synchytrium microbalum, 1275 nucleotides long. RefSeq lists its product as uncharacterized. The transcript has 4 exons. The coding region runs from base 1 to 1275 and encodes 424 amino acids. Lineage: Eukaryota; Fungi; Chytridiomycota; Chytridiomycetes; Synchytriales; Synchytriaceae. The record is from RefSeq and is a predicted model, not a curated record.
AUGGAUCCAUCCAAUGUGAGAGCAACAUCACUAGUGUAUGCUUCAAAUGGAGCUUCACUGGACCCACGAAACUUUUACGCUACAUCGUAUUCUUCCUUCCAUGGCCAUGUCGCUCAUCAAGUUACUGGGAUGAUUCAGAACAGCAGCAAUACUGGCAUUAUUAGUAGUAAUGGAUUUUCUGGAAUCAAGAAACCUUCAACAACAGCAACGAGACGAACUGGAUUUGCUGCUAAUUUGCAUGGUUGGGUGCCUUAUGAGAAGAAGAUUGAUGAGAAGGGAUUUAAGAUUGAAGCACCAUUUCAAACUGAGACAGCUCAGCAGCAUGAUCCGCCAGGCCGUCCUAAAGAUUAUGGUCCAGUCAAAGUCAUUGGAUCUAUUGAAAGUGGAUGUACCACUAUGAGGAAGAAUACUUUGAAUCCUGCUCCAGCACCCCCAACUCCGGAUUCAUAUGCUGUUAUCAGUUGGAGAGAUCCACAUCUGGGGAACAAGUCAGCCAUGAAUGACUUGGCAAAGAUUUUGCCCGCUAGAACUGGUGCUUUUGUUUCUGAUGCUCCUGCCAAGAUUCAUCGGUUUGGAAGUGGCGAUGGACGCAACCGAUUUAUUAAGACACCUCCAAGUCUUCCCGGCAUAUCUCCAGCCGCCGAACCAGAUCACAUAUCAACGCCUCCAACCAAAAUCCCACGAAUUCCAGCCUUGAUGCGUGAAGAUGCCUUCACACGCUCAUCACGCCCGGGACUCCUCAAAACACCUCCUCACGUAUCAACAACACCGCUGCCACCAGACGCAGCCGAAUCCCACGCCCUCAAGCGCCGUGACCCAACAUACUGGACAUCCCUGCGCGACCCGAAAUCCAUAAUCCCAACAUCCCGGAUGCUCCAUCCUCCAAUCUCUGUAACGCAUGCAGCAGACCAUAUCGUAGGUCCCACCAAGACCAUUGAUACAAAUCUCGUCAAAAAGGAAUAUACCGGUGCAGCCAAACAGAAUCGGCCAUGGAAUGAUAUUCCUGAACCAAAUCCUGGUUCGAGGUUUACUACUGACAAUGAUGUGAGAUAUGCGUUUGAGAGUGGACGAUAUGGAUUGUUUAAGCCACAGUAUGGAGACGAUGAGUAUACACAUGGGCCAAUUGCGUACUCGGGAAUUGCGCAUAACUAUAUCAAUAGGCCUAAUCCGGAUGCACCGACUGAUGAAGAGAUUGUAAGUAAUGACAGGAAUCCAUUGAGCAACGUCGUUCUGCUUCCAUUUUUGGUUGUCGGUUCAAUGUCUCUAUAUCUUUGA